Molecule: messenger RNA, 700 nt
Organism: Phragmites australis (common reed)
Lineage: Eukaryota; Viridiplantae; Streptophyta; Magnoliopsida; Poales; Poaceae
Exons: 3
Coding region: 62-454 (130 amino acids)
Source: RefSeq, a predicted model, not a curated record
CGCCGCCGGCGAGGACAAACAGAACCCUAACUGAGCCAAAGCGAUAGCAAGUGGAGAGACGAUGGCCGGGAAGGGGGCUGCGGCGGCGGCCGCGACGGCGGCGAAGUGGGCGGAGGGGUACCCGUGGCGGGACAAGCUGGCCAAGUACAAGGGGGAGCUCGGGAAAGGGGUGUGGGGGUACUGGGAGCUCGGUGCGUGGAAGCCGCUCGGCCUCAGCGCCCGCAAGCGCGCCCGCCUCCGCAAGGAGGUCCUCCUCGCCGGCGAGGACUGGACCUACGACCCGCCCCGCGGAGAGAUGCGCACCAAGCGCAAGGGGCACAAGUGCGACCGCAUCGCCGCCGAGAAGCGAGCUAAUACCGUUGAGCUGAUGAAGAAGAUGCCCCAGAUGCUGCUCGACUACAAGAAACGUAGGUGGGAGAAAAAGAUGAAAGAGGAGGAGAGCGGAAAGAGCUGAAAUCAAGCUGCUCAUUCAUGGUGCUGCUAUUCCUAAAUAAAAAGUUGAAACUUUGUUCAAGAGGUUUAUAGGAUGGCUAGAUUCUGAUGCAUACUUUUCUUUUCCUUUGUGGCCUAUUCUGAUGCGACUUUGGAUGCAAAAUUCUGAUUGUAAUAUUUUCCAACACUAAUGCCCCUGUAUCAUGAUUUUAGCCAGUCCCAACUUCCGCUGAACUAGUAUUUUGUUAAAACAAAUCACUUAUAAUUA